Molecule: messenger RNA, 3035 nt
Organism: Chaetomium fimeti
Lineage: Eukaryota; Fungi; Ascomycota; Sordariomycetes; Sordariales; Chaetomiaceae
Product: RNA polymerase III transcription factor IIIC subunit-domain-containing protein
Exons: 3
Coding region: 335-2659 (774 amino acids)
Biological process (GO): transcription initiation at RNA polymerase III promoter
Cellular component (GO): transcription factor TFIIIC complex
Molecular function (GO): RNA polymerase III type 1 promoter sequence-specific DNA binding; RNA polymerase III type 2 promoter sequence-specific DNA binding
Source: RefSeq, a predicted model, not a curated record
GAUCAGUGUUCGGACUCUUGCUCGGAUGCAUUUCAGUCAUCAGACUCAAACAAACUGUAAAACUAUGAGAUGAUGCAGCGAUUACCAUUCUAUCGCUUUGCACAGGUAAUUGCACCGUGCACAUAUACAGCUUGUUUCUUUGACCGGUAAAACGGCAAGUUUCAAACCUUUUGGUGGAACUUGACCUCACAAUCCCCGACUGCACAAAUACUUGCUUGCCCCAUCGCCAUUUCUCCCGUCUUAUCAGGGACUUGAAUUAGAGGCAAUGCAAACAACCUCGCCUUGGAAAGAGGUCCAAUAAACUAAACCCAGAGUUGGGCACACAUCAACCACCAUGGCGUCUUCCCUCCAUCUCGAGGAUGGCGAUACUGCACCGACAUACACCAUCCCGUCGAGGCGACUAGGUGCACUCGAGCAUCCCAUGAUCAUCAAAAACCUUGACAAGGGAAUCAAGACAUUCGGCCAAAAUAAUGCAUUUCAAGCCAUCCUCGAUUCGGCCAGCCCCCAAAUAUCGGUUCCUCUGUAUCUUCGCUAUGACAACCCAACAGCAAGACCACUAACAUCUCAUAAUGCCUUGACACACAACGUUGUGUUGAAGGUGACUGUCCCGAAGCGCACCGGAAGGAAGCGCAAGCGGGGCACCGACGGCCCUUGGGAAGGAGAAGUUGAACAAACCGCUGAUGGCGGGAGCUCAGCUGUCUCUCCCGAGGUCCUCUCAAGGGACAGACUCGACACACCGCAAGUCAUCCGGCGGAAACUUCAGGACAAUGUCGGGAAGUACGCAGUCGAGCCGAUUGGUGUCAUAAACAACACCCACCGAUACAGAGGCCUCGCCGAUUUUCAGUUCGCUCUUGGAGAAUCCAACUUCAUGAAGAAAUUCGUUGACAAGGUUCUGCCCGGGGACGUUGCGAAGUUGAAAGAAUUCUCCCUCCAGCCAGGCAUCGAAUCGGGUUCCAAUAUCGAUCUCAUCCCGCCCCCUUAUUUCACACCCAUCACGCUUCCCUUCGGCUACAACUACGCCCAAAACCCCCAUACCAAGGAGGUCAGCCCCGGCGUUUCCGACGCCUCUGGCAAUAUGUCCGAAGACCAGGAGUACGAGCGGGUUGUUAAUGUUACCUCUCGCGUGCCCGCUGCCGGCUACUUUAUCGCACACGACGAGUACCCCGUCCCGACCGCCCCCCGCCGUCAACCCGACAUGUCAGAUCCCCAAGUGGCCGCUAUCAUCACGGAGAUGCGCUUGGCCAUGGAAGAGCGCCCGAUCUGGACGCGCCGCAGCAUGUGGAACCGACUCGGGGCCAAGUUCGCCGAGCUGCCCAAGAACGGCGGCCUCGUGCGCCAUUGCCUGCAAUACGCCGGCUACCAAUUCAAGGGCGGGCCGUGGCGCGACGCCCUCGUCCGGUACGGCCUCGACCCGCGCGCCGAUCCCAAGUACCGCAUCUACCAGACCCUCAUCUUCAAGUUGCACAAGACCCGCAUCGGGUCGGUCGGCCGCUCGUGGCAGGCCGUGCGCCGCAAGGAGCUAGGCGUGUCCAACUUCGGCAAGGCCUGGCAAGAUCUCGGCGUGGGCGACGAGGCCAUGCUCAACACCCACGUCUUUAACGGGGAGUCGUUCAGCACCGACGGCAAGGUCUGGCAGGUUUGUGAUAUCACCGACCCUCUUCUGGCGAGGCUGUUUGCCGACGCCGAGCAGCGCGCCGAGUGCGACGUAGAGAUCAGCGGUUUCUACCACCGCGUGCUGUGGUCGGUGGCCAAGGCGAUCAUGAAGUGCAAGAUGGUCGCCAUCCGGUUCAACCGCACGCUGACGGACGACGACUUCAGCGCCGCGCUCGAGGCCGUGCGGGGCGUGCCGCACGACGGCGGCGACGGCGCCGGGCCGGGCAACAGCAUCGGCAUCAGCCUGCCGGACCUGCAGCUGACGGUGGCCGAGUACGAGCAGCUGCGGGGCGGCAAGUAUCGCCCGCGCCCCGGCAUCAAGUCCUCCAACCGCGAGACCAUCGAGGGGGUCACGCGCCGCCGGAGGACCCAUUACCGCGUGCGCAUCCCGCUCAAGGAGGCCGAGGAGCGCGAGGCCGUCAAGAUGAUCAGGCUGCUCACGCAGAACGCCCAGGACAAGAAGGCCGCUGAAGAGGCUGCUGCCGCUUCUACCGACGCGGAAGUAGCUCCAAGCGAGGCCCCGCCGCGCCAAGUUGAGGCUUCUGAGGGCGUUGGGGCAGUGGUUAAACGCGCCAGCGUAAGAGAAGAGGAGGAGGAGGGAGACGAGAGGGACCAAGAGCGAGGAGAAGGACGCAUGUUUCAGGAAAUUCUCGAAGACAUGGAAGAGGAAGGUAGCGAGGAAGAAGAUGGGAGUGAGGAAGAGGAGAGUGACGAGGGGGAAGCUACCCCUAGGAAGAAACUGCCGUUUCAAGAGCGGGGGUUGGAAGAAGAACUCGAGCAGGAGCAGUACGAGGAGGGCGGGUACUCGGACGAAGACGACCAAGAGGAUAUGGAGGAGGAAGACGAAGAGGAAGAGGAAGACGGGUAUGCCGGUGGUGAGGACGGGGAAGUGGGGUACGGCGAGGAGGAAGAAUUCUAUGAUGAAGAGGGCGAGGGCUUUCCCCAGGCGUGGGAAGACGAGGCGGGGUCAAGCAAGAACCAGUUCGGCAACGCAUAUUAUGAGUAGCGGCGGGGGUUGGGGGUUGUGCUAUCUCAAGAAGUGCUCCUGAAGAUGUUAGCAUACCAUAGUGUUGAAUAAAGAUGGUCACUGGAGCGAAGUACGAAGAAGUAACAAAAAAAAGAAAAUCUCAUUACGCUGUCCACAUAUAUCCUCCGAAUCCAAAACCUAUUAACCACACAGAACGCCCUACCACCGCAACCACCAGCCAUCUUUCCGUACCGAACCCAACCCACCCCUUUCUUGCUACCCACCCAUCCCUAAAUUGUAAAACAAACGAAACCAUGUUGCAAUCUGAUCUCUAAACCAUUCAUGAUAUCCUUCAUAAUGAACCGCCCUCCUUUCCCACCGCCCUCUCACGAUCACAUCCCUGACCCAUCACACC